UCAUGUGACAGAUAGAUGAUAGAAUUAUUUGAGGUUAGGUGAUUGAUACUUAUUUUAAAACCCAUUUUUGACAAAUUUGAAAUUAUGGGAAAGAAAAAGAAUGAGUAUGGCCACCUGUCAAUCGAAGAGCGAAAAGUUAUUACUGUGACCGAAGUCGUUCGGGAACUGAUCACAGCCCAUCAAUUGAGAAAAGACAUUAACUUAAAUGCCCUGAAACAUAGAAUAUCUUCAAAGUAUGGCCUUGACACAUCUCCACGUUUAGUCGAUAUAAUUGCUGCUGUUCCACAAGCUUACAAGAAGAUUCUAGUUCCUAAGUUGUUGGCAAAACCUAUUAGAACUGCCAGCGGGAUUGCUGUAGUAGCUGUGAUGUGUAAACCCCACCGAUGCCCCCACAUAAAUUUGACAGGAAAUAUUUGUGUAUAUUGCCCAGGUGGGCCUGAUUCUGAUUUUGAAUACUCAACUCAAAGUUAUACAGGCUAUGAACCAACUUCCAUGAGGGCGAUUAGAGCUCGAUAUGAUCCUUAUGUGCAAACUAGGCAUCGCGUUGAACAGCUGAAACAGCUUGGCCAUUCGGUGGAUAAAGUAGAAUUCAUAGUAAUGGGUGGCACAUUCAUGAGUCUUCCUGAUGACUAUCGUGACUACUUCAUUAGGAAUUUACAUGAUGCCUUAUCGGGCCACAAAAGCAAUUCUGUGGAAGAAGCAGUGAUAUAUUCAGAAAGAUCCAAUACAAAAUGUAUAGGUAUCACAAUCGAAACAAGGCCGGAUUAUUGCUUGGAGAAGCAUUUGUCGGAUAUGUUGAAAUAUGGGUGUACGAGGUUGGAAAUUGGGGUACAGUCAGUAUACGAAGACGUGGCAUUAGAUACUAACAGAGGACACACCGUCAAGGCAGUUUGUGGUACUUUCAAACUUGCCAAAGAUGCAGGUUUCAAAGUUGUCACUCAUAUGAUGCCAGAUUUACCAAACGUUGACUAUGAAAGAGACAUUGAGCAGUUUAUUGAGUUUUUUGAAAACCCUGCUUUUCGAGCAGAUGGUUUGAAAAUCUAUCCCACCCUUGUCAUAAGGGGUACAGGCUUGUAUGAGCUGUAUAAAACAGGUCGUUACAAGAGUUACCCACCCUCAGUUCUUGUGGAUUUGAUAGCAAAAAUAUUGGCUUUGGUACCCCCUUGGACCAGAGUGUACAGAGUUCAAAGAGACAUACCUAUGCCCCUUGUAACUUCUGGAGUUGAGCAUGGCAAUCUCCGAGAGCUGGCUCUCGAUAGGAUGAAAGAUCUCGGACUGAAGUGUAGGGAUGUCCGUACCAGAGAGGUCGGAAUUACUGAAAUCCACGAAAAAGUUCGACCAAACGACAUCGAACGUGUCAGAAGAGAUUAUGUCGCUAAUGGUGGAUGGGAAACGUUUCUAAGCUAUGAAGAUCCUGCUCAAGAUAUCCUUGUAGGGUUGCUCAGGUUGCGAAAAUGUUCUAAGGAAACUACCUACCGUCCAGAGCUUCUCAAUGGUUGUUCAAUCGUUAGAGAACUUCACGUUUAUGGGAGUGUGGUCCCANUGGUGUGGAACAUCGAAGAAAGUGUUCAAGUGGCGUAUUGA
Molecule: messenger RNA, 1584 nt
Organism: Leptinotarsa decemlineata (Colorado potato beetle)
Lineage: Eukaryota; Metazoa; Arthropoda; Insecta; Coleoptera; Chrysomelidae
Gene: Elp3
Product: Elongator complex protein 3
Biological process (GO): tRNA wobble base 5-methoxycarbonylmethyl-2-thiouridinylation
Cellular component (GO): elongator holoenzyme complex; nucleus; cytoplasm
Molecular function (GO): iron-sulfur cluster binding; acyltransferase activity, transferring groups other than amino-acyl groups
Source: RefSeq, a predicted model, not a curated record